Molecule: messenger RNA, 1707 nt
Organism: Arabidopsis thaliana (thale cress)
Lineage: Eukaryota; Viridiplantae; Streptophyta; Magnoliopsida; Brassicales; Brassicaceae
Product: Ulp1 protease family protein
Exons: 5
Coding region: 1-1707 (568 amino acids)
Biological process (GO): proteolysis
Molecular function (GO): cysteine-type peptidase activity
Source: RefSeq, marked reviewed
AUGUAUCCUCAAUGGAGUGACUCAGCUGAGAAUCAUGAUACGGCGCUUGACAACUUGCUUAAAGACAUCAUCCACAACCGUUUACAAUCCCAUGCGUGGACACAUGUGGCAGCACGGCGUAAGAGGAAACAAAAUCAGGAAUCAUCAAACGAGGAUGGUGAGAGUAAAGUGAUUGAAUCAACGCCUGCAGAUGAUGUAUCUCAUAAGAAGCAAAGAACAGGGAAAGCUCAUAUAAAGGUUGAUGAAGAGGAGAAGACAAGCUUGCUGGAUAUUUGGAAUAUGUUGGAGAAAAUGAAUGUCACAAUUAGUGACAUGGACAAGAAUGCAAGCAGCAGAUUGGAUGGGUUGGAGAAGAAAGUUACUUGCUUAGAAGCGAGUGUAAAAACAAGGUUUGAAGCUGUGGAGACUGAUAUGAGAGUUCUUAAAGAGUCUCAGCCCCCUGUAGUAUCCAAUGAAGCUGCCACAUCAAACAACAAUGAUGAAUAUGAGGCAAAUAGUAACCAAUGUUCUUGGAUUGUAGAGGAGAAGCCAGGUUCUGUUGAUGGGUUGCCUAUUCAAAGAGUGGUUAAGAAGACUGUUAAUUCGGUGAAGAACAAGGAAGCUGCUACAAAGGUCCUUACUAAGAAAAAAGUUGCAAAAUCUGAUAAGAAGAAGACAAUUGUCAAUGUAGAGAAGGUAGAAAAACCAAAACCUGAAAUGAAGAAGACAGUUGUGAAGGUAGAGAAGGUAGAUAGUCCAAAACCCUUGCAGAAGAAGUCUGUUGCAGCUCCAACAACAAAGACGUUUGAUGAUGAUGUUGUGGAUGUCACUGACAAGGUUAAUGCAGACAAUCUGAAAAUGGCUUCAAGUUCAGAAGAAACAUUCUCCAAUCCUACAGAUCAGAUGGCUAAUAAGGCAACGGCUGAUGCAUUGAGAGCACUUCAAGAAGGACUAGAUAAUUUGGACGGUAUCACUAGUAAGAGGAGACGAGUGCCACAGCUAGCGGGUUCUCAGAAAUAUCCGUAUGUAGGAAAUUCAACAGUGAAGCGCAUAAUCACUGAUGUACCAUCGUCUUCAUCGGUACCUGAACAUCUUCAACCUGUUUCUGAUGACCAAUUUGAUAGGCUGAAGGAUUGGCUCGAACCUGAUUUUGAAAAAGAAGGCCUGAACACCAACAACUUUAAUGCACGGUUCUAUUGGCAGAUAAUGACUCCAAGAAACGACUGGCCAACAGAAAGAUAUGGAUGGCUGAAAGACUAUCACAUGGGAGCUGCAAUGUCAUUGUUUCGCCGAAGAUUCAAUCGUGAUCCGUCAAAAUAUCCCAACCAGAGAAUAACUUUUUUGGACCAAGAUUUGAUCUCUACAAUGCUCAAAGACUACAAACAGUUUCAACCAGAUUAUAGGUGCUUCAAAUUCAGGGAGUAUUAUGAGGAUCAAGUCAAUGGUACAGCUCACUGUGAAGCGGCGACAAACAAGAAAUGGUUUGUUGAUGUGGAUCACCUAUAUGCAUACCUCUUUGUCAACGGGAAUCAUUGGGUCGCUCUGGAUAUUGACUUGACAAAGAAACGGGUCAAUGUUUAUGAUAGCAUCCCGAGCUUGACUACGGAUACAGAAAUGGCGAUACAGUGCAUGUUUGUGAUGACAAUGAUUCCUGCCAUGUUGAGUUCAUUUAUACCGUCAAAGCAACGUAGGAGGAGCUACUCAAAGUUGGAGCUACUCAUUAGUUAG